Messenger RNA from Trichomonas vaginalis G3, 278 nucleotides. RefSeq lists its product as uncharacterized. The annotation marks the transcript as partial. The transcript has a single exon. The record is from RefSeq and is a predicted model, not a curated record. NCBI's taxonomy places the organism in Eukaryota, Parabasalia, Trichomonadida, Trichomonadidae.
UUUUCGAAAAUUGAGAACUUUUUUCCCGACAACUGGAAAAAUUUUUCCCGACAACUGGAAAAAAAUUUCCCGACAACUGGAAAAAAAUUUCCCGACAACUGGAAAAAAAUUUCCCGACAACUGGAAAAGUUCUUCCUUCCAACAGGAAAAGUUCUUCCUUCCAACAGGAAAAGUUCUUCCUUCCGACAGGACACAAACGAAUGUCCCACGUACCACCAACCGAGUCCAUUCCAAAGCCAGAAGAACCGAAAGCUGCAGAACCACAACAGACUUACUAA